CAUUUAUAUUAACUUUGGCCUGUCAAUAGCAUCGUCAUUCUUGAGCUCAACAAAACAAGGCAAUGGCAGAAGUGAAGCUCCACGGCUUCUGGUCAAGUCCUUUUAGUCAUAGAGUGAUUUGGGCUCUGAAAAUCAAAGGAGUAAAUUAUGAAUACAUAGAGGAAGACCUUUCUAACAAGAGUGAACUGUUAUUGAAGUACAAUCCUGUUUACAAAAAAAUCCCUGUCCUUGUUCAUGGCGGCAAGCCUAUUGCCGAGUCCCUCGUCAUCCUGGAAUACAUUGAAGAAACUUGGCCCAACAAUCCACUACUGCCGAUUGAUCCUUAUGACAAAGCCAUAGCUCGAUUUUGGAUUCAGUUUGGAGUAGACAAGGGUCCGAUUUUCAGUGACUUUUUUCGAUCAACGGGUGGUGAAGAACAAGAGAAAACAACAAAGGAAUUAUUAGAAGCCUUGAAAAUCAUAGAAGAGCAAGCACUUGGGGACAAGAAGUUUUUUGGUGGCAAUGCCAUUAAUUUAGUGGAUAUCUCUUAUGGGAUGAUAGCCUAUUGGUUCAAAAUUAUGGAAGAGGUAAUUGAAGUUAAUGUUCUGGAACCGAACACCUUGCCUCGACUAUGUCAAUGGGCUCAAAACUUUAUGGAAGUUCCUGUCAUCAAAGAGAACAUCCCUGACCGUCAUAAAGUGUUCGCCUAUCUUAGACAUAUUAGGCAGAAGCUUCUCUUGGAACAUCUUAACAAAUAGUUUCAACAGAAAUUCAUAUACUAGUUCUCUCUAUAUAUAUUUAUAAUGUGCUUGUUAUGUUGUAUUGUAAUAUGAAUAAUAGAAUUGUUAGAGUAUGCUCAAAGGCGAAUCAUGAGAUGAUUGUAAUAAUAUACUUAUUUUACCUCGUUUAUUAAUAUAAGACAUUGACAUUAUUAUUUCAGUUUA
Gossypium raimondii (Peruvian cotton) is the source of this 923-nucleotide messenger RNA. Its product is annotated as probable glutathione S-transferase. The record is from RefSeq and is a predicted model, not a curated record. Lineage: Eukaryota; Viridiplantae; Streptophyta; Magnoliopsida; Malvales; Malvaceae. Gene Ontology annotation, molecular function: glutathione transferase activity. Bases 63 to 737 code for a protein of 224 amino acids. Gene Ontology annotation, cellular component: cytoplasm. The transcript has 2 exons. Gene Ontology annotation, biological process: glutathione metabolic process.